CGGCCCGGUACACACAGGCAGAGCGUCUGUUCAGCGAGGUUCGCAGGAUCGAAUCCUACAGAGUUGAAGGGAUGGAGAUUUAUUCAACCACACUGUGGCACCUGCAGAAAGACGUUGCCCUGUCCGCUCUGUCCAAAGACCUGACCGACAUGGACAAGAACUGUCCCGAGGCCUGGUGUGUAGCAGGAAACUGCUUCAGUCUGCAGAGGGAGCACGACAUCGCCAUCAAGUUCUUCCAGAGAGCCAUCCAGGUGGACCCGGGCUUUGCGUAUGCGUACACUCUGCUGGGUCAUGAGUUUGUUCUGACGGAGGAGUUGGACCGAGCUCUCGCCUGCUUCCGUAACGCCAUCCGAGUUAACAACCGCCACUACAACGCAUGGUAUGGCCUCGGGAUGAUUUACUACAAACAGGAGAAGUUCAACUUGGCUGAGAUCCACUUUAAGAAAGCGUUGAGCAUCAACCCUCAGAGCUCAGUGCUGCUCUGUCACAUCGGAGUGGUGCAGCAUGCGUUGAAGAAGUCUGAUGCUGCUUUGGAGACUCUGAACAGAGCGAUCGGCAUCGACCCCAAAAACCCGCUCUGCAAAUUCCACCGAGCCUCCAUACUGUUCGCUAACGACAAGUACAAGGCGGCUCUUCAGGAGUUGGAGGAGUUGAAGCAGAUUGUCCCCAAAGAGUCUCUGGUUUACUUCCUCAUAGGAAAGGUGUAUAAGAAGCUGGGGCAGACUCACCUGGCUCUGAUGAACUUCAGCUGGGCGAUGGAUCUUGAUCCUAAAGGAGCCAACAACCAGAUCAAAGAAGCCAUUGACAAGAGAUACUUGCCGGAGGACGAAGGUAAGACAGGCACAUCAGACAGACAGGCACAUUAUACUGACAGUUCCCAACACAGAAAGUGA
Messenger RNA from Etheostoma cragini (Arkansas darter), 893 nucleotides. RefSeq names its product cell division cycle 27 (gene cdc27). The coding region runs from base 72 to 893 and encodes 273 amino acids. Lineage: Eukaryota; Metazoa; Chordata; Actinopteri; Perciformes; Percidae. The transcript has 8 exons. Gene Ontology annotation, molecular function: protein binding. Gene Ontology annotation, biological process: cell division. The record is from RefSeq and is a predicted model, not a curated record.